Messenger RNA from Suncus etruscus (white-toothed pygmy shrew), 1940 nucleotides. RefSeq names its product oncoprotein induced transcript 3 (gene OIT3). The record is from RefSeq and is a predicted model, not a curated record. Gene Ontology annotation, molecular function: calcium ion binding. Lineage: Eukaryota; Metazoa; Chordata; Mammalia; Eulipotyphla; Soricidae. Bases 62 to 1699 code for a protein of 545 amino acids. The transcript is spliced from 9 exons.
UCCAAGGAAGACGGGUAGUCAGAGGAUUUCUUAUGUCUGUCUCUGGUGGCUGGCUAGAAGGAUGCCUCAGCUGUUGCCUCUUACCUGCCUCCUCCUCACAAUCACACCUUUAUCUUCAAUGGCCCUGGACCCUUGCUCGGCUUACAUCACUCUGAACCAGCCCUGGAGGAACACAGAGCAUCAGCUGGAUGAAUCGCAGGGCCCACCACUGUGUGACAGCCACAUGGACGGGGAGUGGUACCGCUUCACAGGCAUGGCAGGUGAUGCCAUGCCCACAUUCUGCAUCCCAGAAAAUUACUGUGGCACCCAUGCCCCUGUAUGGCUUAAUGGCAGCCACCCUGGAGAAGGAGAUGGCAUUGUUCAGCGCCAGGCCUGCGCCAGCUUCAACAGAAACUGCUGUCUCUGGAACACCACAGUGGAGGUCAAGGCCUGCUCCAGUGGCUACUAUGUGUAUCGUCUGCCCAAGCCCAGUGUCUGCUUCCAUGUCUACUGCGGCCAUUUUUAUGACAUUUGUGAUGAAGAUUGUCCGGGUGGUGGCUGCUUGGAUUCCAACAAGUGUACGUGUGCCCCAGGGUCCAUGCUGGGCCCCGACAGGCAGACCUGCCUAGAUGUCAAUGAAUGUGAACAGAACAAUGGCGGCUGCAGUGAAAUUUGUGUGAACCUUAAGAACUCCUAUCGCUGUGAGUGUGGGGUUGGCAGCGUGCUGAAAAGUGAUGGCAAGACCUGUGAAGACAUUGAAGGGUGCCACAAUGACAAUGGUGGCUGCAGCCAUUCGUGCCUUCCAGGGGACAAGGGCUAUCAGUGUGAGUGUCCAAGGGGCCUGGUGCUAGCUGAAGACAAUCACACUUGCCAAGUGCCCGUGUCAUGCAAAUCCAACACCAUUGAAGUGAAUAUUCCCAGAGGCCUGGUUGGGGGCCUGGAGCUCUUCCUGACCAACACCUCCUGCCGAGGGGUGUCCAAUGGCACCCAUGUCAAUAUUGUCUUCUCCCUAAAGACCUGUGGUACAGUGGUGGAUGUGGUGAACGACAAGAUCGUGGCCAGCAACUUGGUGACGGGCCUCCCCAAACAGACCCCGGGCAGCAGCGGGGACAUCAUCAUCCGAACCAGUAAACUGCUAAUCCCGGUCACCUGCGAGUUCCCACGUCUCUACACCAUCUCCGAGGGCUACGUGCCACACCUUCGGACACCCCCACUGGAGAUCCUGGGCCGCAGCCACGGAAUCUUCCCCUUCACGCUGGAGAUCUUUAAAGACAACGAGUUUGAGGAGCCUUACCGGGAGACCCUACCCAGCCUCAAGCUCCGAGACUCCCUCUAUUUCGGCAUUGAGCCCCUGGUGCACGUCAAAGGCCUGGAAAGCCUGGUGGAAAGUUGCUUUGCCACCCCUUCAGCCAAGAUCGACGAGAUCCUCAAGUACUAUCUCAUCCAAGAUGGCUGCAUUUCAGAUGACUCGGUAAAGCAGUUCACAUCCCGGGAUCACCUAGCAAAGCAUUUCCAGGUCCCUGUCUUCAAGUUCGUGGGCAAAGACCAUAAGGAAGUAUUUCUGCACUGCCAGGUGCUGGUGUGUGGGGUGCUGGACCAGCGCUCCCGCUGUGCCCAGGGCUGCCAUCGGCGAGUGCGUCGCGAGGCAGGAGAAGACACAACGGGGUCCCUAGGUCAGAUGCUGACAGGAGGCCCCAUCCGCAUCGACUGGGAGGACUGAGACCAGUUCCCAGACCCAGUACUCUGGAACAUCAUCCCCAAGCCUGCAGAAAGCCUCAGAGGACAUCCUAGAAAGGAGGACUUUCUACAUUUCACAUUUGGACAGAGAUACAUUCUAGAAGCAACUCAGUCUGCUUCUGUCCUCAUGGCUGCCUCCAGCACCACCUUCUCCCCUGCACAAAACACCUCACAGAUUCCCCAGGGCAGAGAUUAGUGUCCUGCUCAAAUGAAGGACUUAAAAA